AUGUUAACUACAGCAGUGGAUCCACAGUCCCACUCCACUCCCAGCUGGCACAUAGAGCCCAAGUAUUCCACUCGAGUGCUUGUCGGGAACUGGGUGGAAGAGAGAAAGAAGUUCAUCAGAACCACUGAGAAAACACCAGAGUGCAUUUACAGAAAAGAGUAUGUGCCCUUUCCACACCAUCGACCAGACCUGAUUUCCAGGUGGUACGGGAAGAGGAAAAUAGAGGGGCUCCCAUACAAACACCUGAUUACCCACCAUCAAGAGCCGAGGACUAAUUACCUUAUCAGCACCUAUGACGACCAUUACAACCGUCACAACUACAAUCCUCAUCUGCCUCCAUAUCGCACCUGGAAUGGGCAUAAGUUGCUGUGGCUGCCGGAGGCAUCAGACUUCCCCCUUCCUGUUCCCCCUACAAACUACGGACUCUAUGAACAGCUGAAUCGGAGGUGGCACAGAAAGGACACCAGGGAGAGCAUCUACACUUCCUCUUACCUCAGACCCCCCAUGUCUGCCAUGUCCUGGCAGGAGCAUGCCAUUCGGAUUCCUCCUCGCCGCCUGCACCCUCUCCCAGAAUUCUGA
This is a messenger RNA of Elephantulus edwardii (Cape elephant shrew), 579 nucleotides long. It is a transcript of the gene CFAP107, whose product is annotated as chromosome unknown open reading frame, human C1orf158. The transcript is spliced from 4 exons. NCBI's taxonomy places the organism in Eukaryota, Metazoa, Chordata, Mammalia, Macroscelidea, Macroscelididae. The coding region runs from base 1 to 579 and encodes 192 amino acids. The record is from RefSeq and is a predicted model, not a curated record.